Molecule: messenger RNA, 724 nt
Organism: Myxozyma melibiosi
Lineage: Eukaryota; Fungi; Ascomycota; Lipomycetes; Lipomycetales; Lipomycetaceae
Exons: 1
Source: RefSeq, a predicted model, not a curated record
AUGUCCGCCGACACGCUCUUUGACUUCUUGCCUGAGUACAGACUCAUUGGGUGUAAGAAAUGCCGUCACGCAGUCAUGCCUGACGAAGUUCCCAGACACUUGCUGAAGAAGCACAAACUUCGAGGCCCAAAUGUGCGGGAGCAGAUUAAGGACCAAAUUCUCGACAAAUGGCCGACUGUGAGGACCACCAUCGCGGAGUUCACUAUGCCAACCGGACCUAUUCCACAGAUUCCUCAGCUUGAAUUGGAGAACGAUAAAUACAGGUGCACGGUUUGUGAAGAUCCAGCCACCGCCUUUCUUUCAUCGAAUUUAGGCGAGAUUCAGAAGCACUGGAAUUCUCAACAUAGAGCAACAUUUUCCCCUGGUUCCCAUGGAGGCGUUAGAGAGGCAGGGGUUAGCACCAAAGCCGAGCGGUAUGCGGGGGGGUGCGUGAAGAUUUUCAGGCAAAGGUUUUUUGCAAGCAAAGAUCAGUCAAACUACGUUGAGGUCAUUCCCAUGCAGGACCCAGACAGCGCCGAAAGCGCCGAAGUCGUGCAGGAGCAAGAAAAAAAGUCGGACGAGGAGCGGACUAUGCUUGAGUACAACAAAGCCGUUGCAGAGUCUGUGCAAAUGUCUGGUGAUGGUGACCCAGAACCCAAUGAUUGGCUGAUCCAUACGAAGUGGCCUAAAGUUAUUGGCCGCAGAGAUCACAACCAGCUACGCAGACUACUACGGCAUCCUCCUA